AGAACCCCGCGCACGCGCAGUGACAGUCCAGCGCCGGUGAAGCGUCGGAAGCCUCUUCACCCCGCCGGGCUUCUCAUCCGGUCCUCCGGGGACCGCACGGCCUCGUCACUCCCGCCUCGUCACCCACGCAGGCUUUCCCCCGCCCUCCCCGGCCGGGGCCGGUCACGACUGCGCGCGCCGAGCCUGAGUGGGCGCUGGAGGGAAGGGGAAGCGGCGGUGUAGUAACAGAUUAUGGGCAAUAGUCCUUUUAAUUAAUCUAUCAUCAUCAUGGCUAAUGAAGGCUAUCCUAAGGCUACCGAUAGUCCUUUUUCAUCAGAUAAACAUGCCCAACUCAUCUUGGCCCAAAUCAAUAAGAUGAGAAGUGGACAGCAUUUCUGUGAUGUGCAGCUGCAAGUUGGAAAGGAAACUUUUAAAGCUCAUCGGCUCGUUUUGGCUGCCAGCAGUCCUUACUUUGCAGCUUUGUUCACUGGAGGAAUGAAAGAGUCUUCAAAAGAUGUUGUACCGAUUCUAGGAAUCGAAGCUGCAAUUUUUCAGAUACUUCUAGAUUUCAUUUACACAGGGAUAGUGAACAUAGGUGUGAAUAAUGUCCAGGAGUUGAUUGUUGCAGCAGACAUGCUACAGUUGACUGAAGUUGUUCAUCUUUGCUGUGAAUUUCUGAAAGGACAAAUUGAUCCGCUGAACUGCAUUGGGAUCUUUCAGUUCUCUGAGCAGAUUGCCUGCCAUGAUCUAUUGGAAUUCUCAGAAAACUACAUUCACGUCCAUUUCUUAGAGGUUCAUAGUGGGGAAGAGUUCCUGGCACUUACAAAAGAUCAGCUGAUCAAAAUUUUGCGAAGUGAAGAGCUUAGCAUUGAGGAUGAAUACCAGGUCUUCUUAGCUGCAAUGCAAUGGAUUCUGAAAGAUUUGGGAAAAAGAAGAAAACAUGUGGUGGAAGUGCUAGACCCAAUUCGAUUCCCUUUAUUACCUCCUCAGAGGCUUUUAAAGUAUAUAGAAGGAGUAUCUGAUUUUAAUCUUCGUGUUGCAUUGCAAACACUUUUGAAAGAGUACUGUGAAGUAUGCAAAUCUCCCAAAGAGAAUAAGUUUUGUAGUUUUCUGCAGACAUCUAAGGUUCGACCUCGGAAGAAAGCAAGAAAGUACCUGUAUGCAGUAGGUGGAUAUACUCGGUUACAGGGGGGUCGUUGGAGUGACAGCAGAGCCCUCAGCUGUGUAGAACGUUUUGACACCUUUAGCCAAUACUGGACUACUGUGUCUUCACUUCAUCAGGCUCGAAGUGGGCUGGGAGUAACAGUUCUGGGAGGGAUGGUCUACGCUAUUGGAGGUGAAAAGGAUUCGAUGAUUUUUGAUUGUACUGAAUGCUAUGAUCCAGUUACUAAACAGUGGACAACUGUAGCUUCAAUGAAUCAUCCCCGCUGUGGUUUAGGAGUGUGUGUGUGUUAUGGAGCUAUCUAUGCUUUGGGUGGAUGGGUUGGAGCUGAGAUAGGGAACACAAUUGAACGAUUUGAUCCUGAUGAAAAUAAAUGGGAAGUAGUGGGCAACAUGGCUGUGUCACGCUACUACUUUGGGUGCUGUGAAAUGGAAGGUUUAAUUUAUGUAAUUGGGGGCAUCAGCAAUGAAGGACUAGAACUUCGUUCUUUUGAAGUCUAUGAUCCACUUUCUAAGCGUUGGUCUCCACUUCCUCCAAUGGGAACCAGGAGAGCAUAUCUUGGCGUGGCUGCACUCAAUGACUGCAUCUAUUCUAUUGGAGGAUGGAAUGAGACCCAUGAUGCUCUUCAUACUGUAGAAAAAUAUUCCUUUGAAGAGGAAAAGUGGGUUGAAGUUGCCUCAAUGAAAGUGCCUAGAGCAGGCAUGUGCGUUGUGGCAGUCAAUGGUCUUCUGUAUGUCUCUGGAGGUCGAUCUUCCAGCCAUGAUUUUUUGGCCCCAGGUACCUUGGACUCAGUUGAAGUUUAUAAUCCUCAUUCAGAUACAUGGACAGAAAUUGGUAACAUGAUCACCAGUCGUUGUGAAGGGGGUGUUGCUGUGCUAUGAAAUAUAAAGCAUAACAGAGCAUAAGGAACAUUUUGAAAACGCAGGAUCUGACCUUUUGCAAAGCAAACGUACAUUUGGUGAUAAGACCCUCUGAGUCUUUGAGUUUUCCAUGUGGUUUGGUAGAUAAAUGACUAAUGAGGCUGAGCACAGUGGCCUCAUGUCUAAAAUCCCAGCACUUUGGAAGGCUGAGGCAGAAGGAUCACUUGAGACCAGGAAUUUGAGGUUAUAGUGAGCUAUGAUCAUGCCACCUGCUGUCCGCUCUGGGCAAUAGAAUGAGAUCCUGUCUCUU
Saimiri boliviensis boliviensis (Bolivian squirrel monkey) is the source of this 2311-nucleotide messenger RNA. RefSeq names its product intracisternal A particle-promoted polypeptide (gene IPP). NCBI's taxonomy places the organism in Eukaryota, Metazoa, Chordata, Mammalia, Primates, Cebidae. Gene Ontology annotation, molecular function: actin binding. The record is from RefSeq and is a predicted model, not a curated record.